Messenger RNA from Gastrolobium bilobum, 1544 nucleotides. RefSeq names its product pre-mRNA-splicing factor 38. The coding region runs from base 63 to 1217 and encodes 384 amino acids. Gene Ontology annotation, cellular component: precatalytic spliceosome. Lineage: Eukaryota; Viridiplantae; Streptophyta; Magnoliopsida; Fabales; Fabaceae. The transcript has 6 exons. The record is from RefSeq and is a predicted model, not a curated record.
GGGAAAGGAUUAGGGUUUAUGUAAUCCAAUUACCGUGCACUUCGCCGUUGGCACUAUUAUUGAUGGCGAAUCGUACGGAUCCAGCAGCAAGGAGCAUAAGAGGGACGAAUCCUCAGAACUUGGUUGAGAAGAUUCUCCGAUCGAAGAUCUAUCAGAAUACCUAUUGGAAGGAGCAAUGUUUCGGCUUAACGGCGGAGACCUUGGUCGACAAGGCGAUGGAGCUCGACCACCUCGGCGGUACCUACGGUGGCAACCGCAAGCCCACCCCAUUCAUGUGCCUCGUCAUGAAGAUGCUCCAAAUUCAGCCCGAGAAGGAAAUCGUCAUUGAGUUUAUCAAGAACGAGGAUUACAAAUAUGUGAGGAUACUUGGUGCUUUUUAUUUGCGUCUUACUGGAUCUGAUAUUGAUGUGUACCGGUACCUGGAACCUUUAUACAAUGACUAUCGGAAACUGAGGCGAAAGUUAAAUGAUGGACAGUUUAGUUUGACACACGUGGAUGAGGUCAUUGACGAACUUCUCACAAAAGAUUAUUCCUGUGAUGUUGCGUUGCCGCGCGUCAAGAAAAGGUGGACUCUUGAAUCUCUUAGUCAACUAGAACUUAGACGAAGUGCACUUGAAGAAGAUUUUGAGGAGGAAGAAGAGAAAGAGGAUAAUGACCAACCUGUUGAUGAGCUUGAAGAUAAGGCCUAUGAGAAGGAUUAUUAUCGUGGGCGAAGCCCUACAAGGGAAAGAGAUAGGGAUAGAAGACGUGAUAGUCAUAGAUACAGGGAUCGUGACUAUGACAGAGAUUAUGAUAGAGAUCGUGGACGUGGCCGAGAUAGAGACAGGGAAAAGGAGAGGGAUAGAGAUAGGGAGAGGGACAGAGAUCGAUAUCGUCUAAGGGAAGAAAAGGAUUAUGGUCGUGAGAGGGAGGGUAGGGAGCGGGAGAGGAGAGACAGAGAUCGGGACCGUGGAAGGCGAAGGAGCUACUCAAGGAGUCGUAGUAGGAGUAGGGAUCGCAAGGAUCAUGAUGUUGGGGACUACAGAAAGAGACAUGGUCGGAGUAGCUUAAGUCCUAGAAGGCAUGGAGAUGGACUUGAGGAUGGUGAGCCAAAGAAGAAAAAGGAGAAGAAAGAAAAGAAGGAAAAGAAGGAUGAUGGGACUGACCAUCCAGAUCCAGAGAUUGCAGAAGCAAACAAGCUACGAGCCGCCCUGGGUUUGAAACCACUGAAGCUCUGAUUUGAGCAAUGUGGCUUGAAUUUGCUCUUUUGGAACCACGGAAGACCCGAAGAUAAAAUGGUAAUAGCAUUUUACCUCGUGGUUUGUGGCACUUGACGCGCUGCUUGCCUUUCCUGCACUUCCCAAGUGGCAGUUAUCCGAUCAAUGGGAAAAGUGUCUCAUAAGUUUACUGUUCGCCAGCUUGAGCUUGGUUGUCCAUAGCUUUCAUUUUGAUUGAUUGCAUAUGUUUUGAUGAGACCAUAUCCGGAGCCUAAAUAUGAAAUUUGAACUACAGAAAAUUUCAGCAGCCUUGUCAUUGGAGUAUAUAAUUAACUCUUAAUCGAAUUU